Molecule: messenger RNA, 1587 nt
Organism: Saccostrea echinata
Lineage: Eukaryota; Metazoa; Mollusca; Bivalvia; Ostreida; Ostreidae
Product: multiple epidermal growth factor-like domains protein 10
Exons: 8
Coding region: 1-1374 (457 amino acids)
Molecular function (GO): scavenger receptor activity
Source: RefSeq, a predicted model, not a curated record
AUGAGUGCCAACGUGUUAAACUUCGGUGUGAUAUUAACAGUGUUACGCAUAAUCAAUGGAUAUGAGAAUAUAGCUUUAAAUAAACCCACACAUCAAUCGCAAGCGUAUUGGUCUCCAUACUAUGCAGAGGGUACAUUCAACUCCAGCAAUGCUGUUGAUGGUCUAAAGACUGACCUCUCAGCUUUUGGAGGGCAAUGUGUAAUAUCAGGUGAUGGAUAUAAAACUGCUACCUGGUGGGUGAACUUGACGUCCAUUUACAGCAUCCAUGAUAUAAGGAUAUAUCACAGGACAGGCAAUGUACCAUGGGAUUCUGCAAAUGGCUACACGAAAUAUUUUUUGGGAUUUUAUGUUUAUGUUUCAAAUACGACAGAAACACUCGAUGGGCAUUUAUGUUUUCAUGACACAAUCUAUACCACAUCCACAAUUCCAGCCAUCAUUGACAUACCGUGUCCUGUACAUGGACAAUUUGUUAUCUACUAUAACGAGAGACCACAGAGAUCAGCACAUUCUAAACUGUAUUCAAAAUACGCACACAAUGAUAUAUGUGAAGUGGAGGUGAAUGGCUGCAAUAAAACAGGUUACUAUGGACCUACUUGUUCCUUCCCCUGUCCUGACACGAACUGUCGUUAUUGUCAUGUAGAGACAGGUGCUUGUCAGGGAUGUAAACCUGGUUACAAGGGACAUCAAUGUGAAUUACAAUGUGGCGAUGGUACAUAUGGACAGGAUUGCGGACAAAAAUGUAGAGCCUGCCUGGGACAACAAUGUCAUCACAUCAAUGGGUCAUGUCCUGAAGGCUGUGACGCUGGGUAUGAAGGAACAUUUUGUGAUAAAGAGUGUUCAGCAGGAACAUUCGGAAAUAACUGUGAACAAGAUUGUAAUGAAAACUGCGGUGAACCCUUAAAAUGCAAUAGAACGACCGGGGUGUGUGAAGGUGGAUGUCAACCAGGCUGGAAAGGGCUUCAAUGUACUAAUGAAUGUGAUGGUGGAUUUUAUGGUACGGAUUGUAACUUGCAAUGUGGUCACUGCCUGGAAUCAGCUCAAUGUCAUCCACUGAAUGGGUCCUGUUUAAAUGGAUGUAACGCAGGAUACAUAGGAUCAUUAUGCAACGAAACAUGCAGUCAAGGCUGGUAUGGCUCAGAAUGUCAAGAACAAUGUGGUUAUUGUAAAGGUUAUAGACCAUGUCAUCACGUGACCGGAUCCUGUUCUGGUUUAUGCGAACCUGGGUAUUCCGGAGAUACAUGUAAAGAGAAUGUCUUUUCACAACUCCUUGACAACCAGAGAGAAAUGCUGGAGCUGAUGAGGAAAUUCAUGUCUUUUAAAAGACGGAAUGCACAACUUAGAGAAAGUUUUACAUCUCCAACUGACUUUAUGUAGAGAAAGUAUUCAAUAGUAAAGAAUGAACUGAGCUAGUUUAAUUUUCACAUCAAAUGCAUGAGUUAUAAAUGUAGUAUUUGGGUUUCUAAAAUAAAACAUUCAUUGAGACAAAUCAACAAUGUUCAGUGAGCUGUCAUUGGUAAAUUUAUUCGACUGAUAUGGAAAGUUUAGAUUGAAAAUUUUAAGUGGAAAAGGAUCAUUCUCUAGAAGGCC